CGCCAUUUUGGUGGGGCCGGGAAUUAUCCAGCGGGAGCGGCGGAGCUCGCUGGGCCCGGCUCGGAGGCAGCGGCGAGCGGGUGCCGGCUGCGGAGAUGGCCAACAUCGCGGUGCAGAGGAUCAAGCGGGAGUUCAAGGAGGUGUUGAAGAGCGAGGAGACGAGCAAAAAUCAAAUUAAAGUAGAUCUUGUAGAUGAAAAUUUUACAGAAUUAAGAGGAGAAAUAGCAGGACCUCCGGACACACCAUAUGAAGGAGGGAGAUAUCAACUAGAGAUAAAAAUCCCAGAAACAUAUCCCUUCAAUCCUCCUAAGGUGCGGUUUAUUACCAAAAUAUGGCAUCCUAACAUUAGCUCGGUCACUGGGGCCAUUUGUUUGGAUAUCCUGAAAGAUCAAUGGGCAGCAGCAAUGACUCUAAGGACAGUGUUGUUAUCAUUGCAAGCACUGUUGGCAGCUGCAGAACCAGACGAUCCACAAGAUGCAGUAGUGGCAAAUCAGUACAAACAAAACCCAGAAAUGUUCAAACAGACAGCUCGACUUUGGGCACAUGUGUAUGCUGGAGCACCAGUGUCUAGUCCAGAAUACACCAAAAAGAUAGAAAACCUUUGUGCUAUGGGCUUUGAUAGGAAUGCAGUAAUAGUGGCCUUGUCUUCAAAAUCAUGGGAUGUAGAGACUGCAACAGAAUUACUUCUGAGUAACUGAGCCAUUUAAAGAGCUGCUUCUGUAGUCCAGCUUUCCCUUUCUGAGGAGCAUCACCAUCUGUUAUUUUUAGGAUUCUAUAUAGAUUCUCUUUUAAAACUGGCACUCUUGCCUGACGAUGCUAUCUAAGCACUAUUGGAGACUGAAAAACCGCUCUGUAAAUAAAGCUAAUUAAACGUCUGUGUAAAUUUAAAAGGGAAAAUACUUUAAUUUUUUCUUACUAAAUAUUGUAAAAAUUCUUUGAGCUCAGCUAAAACAAUGUGGGGGAAACAUGCCUACUUUAGUGUUUAGCAGUGUGACCAAGCCUAGCAGGAAUCUGCUUCAGGAUUUUGAUUUAAUUAUUCAGAUAACAUUUUUGAGUGUCAAAGUCAUCAAAAUUGUUGGUGUCACUCAUCACAGCUAUCUUACUGUUUUUAACAUGGAUCCUAUGUGCCUGUGGAUUGACCUAUAUUUGCAUGCUUGUACUUUACUAGAUAUUUUAGAUAGGGUAGCUGAAGAGAGCACCAUUUAAGUACUUGAAUGUUCUUGUUAACUUUUUUCCUGAAAGUCGUUUCAAGAUUUACCCAAAGUUCAAAAUGGUGACCUGUUCAGAACCUCUUUCUUAGUCAGGUGACUGGGAAAUCUGCUUAUCUGCCCUCCCCAACAACACAAACCUAAAAUACCAUUCUGGAUUCCUUUCCAUAAUCUGUGGGUCUGGGUGCCAUUAAUAGUAGCUUAGUUACCACUUUAAAUGGUAUAUUUUGAAUAACCAGUAAAUGUGUUUAACCAUCAUACUUGCUAUACAAUCAUAUAUAAAGGUUUGGUAUGUUUGGACAUAGCACAAAAAAGUGGUGCUGCUUUUUGGUGGGGGGUAUAUUGAAGUCAGAACUCCUUCAAUAAAUUUGGAUAAUAUGAAUUCACUGGAUUUGGGGGAAGAACUGAUUCUCUGGUAUACUGAGAAUUUAAGGAAAAAAAUUUCAAUUUUUUUUUUUUUUUUUUUUGAGUACUUGCUAUGAUGCAAUCAGCUGUUUUUUGCAACAGCUUUCUAGCUUUAUUUUGAGCUUCAGUGUAAGGAUUGCUUACCGGGUACUUUAAAAAUUCACUCUCUGCAUUUUUCCCUAGUUGAUACAUGGAGGCUGUGUUGGUAUUUUUACUGUACAUACUUCAAAUGCACAUAGAAGUAGAAGUGUGUUCUCAGUUUAACUUUCUUUUGGAUUGAUGUUUCUGAUAAACGAAAACUGAAAUUACCUUCUCUUGUACAUACUCAGUCUUUCUAUUCGUAUUAAAAUUACAUUUCAUCCUGA
Molecule: messenger RNA, 1978 nt
Organism: Chelonoidis abingdonii (Abingdon island giant tortoise)
Lineage: Eukaryota; Metazoa; Chordata; Testudines; Testudinidae
Gene: UBE2K
Product: ubiquitin conjugating enzyme E2 K
Molecular function (GO): protein binding
Source: RefSeq, a predicted model, not a curated record